This is a messenger RNA of Symbiodinium sp. CCMP2456, 522 nucleotides long. The record is from the annotation of a GenBank genome assembly. Lineage: Eukaryota; Dinophyceae; Suessiales; Symbiodiniaceae.
AUGGAUUGCAAAGCUCCGCAUUUUCCCGUUUGCUAUGUCAAGAUGGGCUGCCAGAACAGCAAGGUGACGGCGCCGGUGGCAGCGAAGGCACCCAUCACCGUGACAGAGGCGAACACCGAGUCCAAGGCCUCCACCGAAGCGCCCGUCGAGCCUGUGCCCUCCCAGGAGGUCUCGCCGUCCCAGGAGGAGAGCAAGGCAGAGCCGAAGGACUCUGCAGUUUUUGAGCCAGCCGAGGUUUCGCAAACUGUGGAGGAGACCAAGGAGGAGCCCAAGAUGGAAGCUGCGGUGGAGGCUGUGGCAGCCGCCGUGGAAGAGGCGAAGCAGGAGAUUCAGGUGGAAGCCAAGCAAGAGCUGCCCAAGGAGGAGGAAGUGAAGGAGGCUGUGGCGGACUUGGCGAAAGACGCGCAGGAGCAGUUGAAGGACCUGAAGGCAGAGGUCGCCGAUGCCCCGACCGUCCUGGACACAGCAGUGUUUGGCGAGUCCAAGACGCCGACCUGCAACCUCUUCGGCUGGUGUGCGUGA